GUUUCUCGUGUUGACACUCGUAAUGCAGACGGUAGUUUAAUUUAAUUUUAUCGACCCAGUCUGAGUGUGGACUAAAUGCAGAAAACGUGAUCCUUCAGUGCCCUCUCUCUCAAUAUGAAAUUUUGUCUAGUGGGCUAACCGUUUACCACCUUUUCAAAUUCCAGAAGUGGGAUUUUUUAUGGAAACAUAACAUUUUGCAAGAUAAACCAUACCCACAGCCAGUGCAAAAGACAGCAGAGAACAUGAGUUGCGUAACCAUGGAUGAUGAAUAUGAACAUAUACUGGCAGAAAGUGCAAACAUUAUAAUUAAUGAAGCAAUGAAAAAUGCUUUUGAUCAUUUGAGAUACAUGGAGCAAAGUCAAGAGAGAACAAGCCAAGAUCAGAAUCCGAACAAAACCAGUUCUUAUAAGAAGAAAACCAUGGCAUGGACUGCAUGCAAAGACUUUACAGUGGAACUAGGAAAACAACAGAUUGAAGAAUUCAUUUCUACAUGGGAAAUCCAUGAAAGUUGGCUUCACUGCAUUGACUUUCUGAGGGCAACAGAGCUUGAGUUUAGCAAACAGUACCAUUAUCAAGUAAAAUGGAGCAUACCGACUCGCCGCAAACCCAUCCCAUAUGCAACCGCCUGUGUAUAUUUCAUCAUUGAAGUUUCCAAAAUUAAACCAUCUACACUCCCUGUAGAAGUUUACUAUUUUACUGAAUCAAACCGUCUGAAACACAGGCCAAAUGAGACAAGAUUCAGAGAAAAGUGGUUAAAAGACAUAAUAGAAAGCAAGAUGUUCUUGAUGGAAACUGUCAAUUUUUGAAUCCGUUUGUCUGCUAAACAGUUGCAUUUUGUGACUGGCUUACAUUCCUGGAAUAACAUUAAGACUUCAUUUGCAAAAUGGAAAUCCUAUCAUUAUUUUACAAAUGGAAACUAAACAUUUGUGUACUGUCCAUGAGCUUAUGGGAUUCAGGCUGCAAGGAAAUAGCAGCUGCAGACUUGUAAAGCUGGGUUAUUGUAGGAAACUAUUAUUUCUUACAGGUGUCAGGAAACUGCUACUUAAUAACAUACUAUAAAUUUAGUAGAAUCUGAAUGCACUGUAAAAAAGUCCAAACGGCAGUUAUACCUAACAUAUAUAAUUAGCCCAUAUUUGUGUUCCUCUUUUAUCUUGCCCUACAUUGUCCAAAUUAUUUUUCAACACUCAAAAAAAUAUUUAUGUGAAUUUUAAAGCAAGCAGUAUAUCUUAGCUCUGACAAGGAAAAAUCAUGUUCGCAAGUAAAAUUAACAACUUCAUUAACUGAAAUGUAAAGAUUGUUUGCAUUGUUUAAGAUAUCACCAUCAACCUCUUUAGUCUAACUGUAAAACAAAAGUAAAGAAAAGUUUGUUUUAAAGAAUAAAAAUAUUUUUUGAGUAUG
Molecule: messenger RNA, 1398 nt
Organism: Protopterus annectens (West African lungfish)
Lineage: Eukaryota; Metazoa; Chordata; Ceratodontiformes; Protopteridae
Gene: AKAP14
Product: A-kinase anchoring protein 14
Exons: 7
Coding region: 243-806 (187 amino acids)
Cellular component (GO): cAMP-dependent protein kinase complex
Molecular function (GO): protein kinase A regulatory subunit binding
Source: RefSeq, a predicted model, not a curated record